AUGAUGUUGGGCAGUGCCAUUGGGCGUCGUCCGGCCCUUGCCAGGGGUCGCUGCGCGCUCGCGAGGCCGGCUGUCCCGCGGUCCCAGCUGCUCCGCAAGCCGGUAGCGAUCAGGGCUGUUUCGGAGGCGGUGGCAAAGCCGGGAGCGAUCAAGGUUACUGCGGCCAACGACGCGGACGAUGACCUGACGGUCAUAUACCUUUCGGGCCCGGCGGCUCCUGGGCUUCAGACGAAGCUCAAGCAGGUCUUUCACGACCUGAACGUGGACGUCAAGCGGCACGACGUCAACGGAGGCGUGGACUCCGGCACCCUGGAGGACGUCUUCUACGUCAAAGGCCCCAAGGGCAAGCUCACCGAUGGAGAGAUCAAGUCUGCAAUCACCGUGCUCGAGGGCAUCGUCAAGACGCAGGCGGCGGCCGCGCGGUCGGGGGUCCGCCCCAAGUUUCAGACCCAGACGAUUGCCCCCGACCCCGCCAAGCGCGAGGUCCUGUAUGCCAUCAUGGACAAGUACAAGGAGAACGACGUGAUGACCAUCCAGCAGGACAUCGCCGCGCACGUCGAGUACACGCUCGCGCGCACGCGCCAGGACUUUGCCAACAACGAGUGCUACCAGGCCGUGUCUUACAGCCUGCGCGACCGCCUCAUCGAGCUCUGGAACGACACCCAGACUUACUUCAAGUGA
This is a messenger RNA of Monoraphidium neglectum, 681 nucleotides long. Its product is annotated as starch phosphorylase. Lineage: Eukaryota; Viridiplantae; Chlorophyta; Chlorophyceae; Sphaeropleales; Selenastraceae. The coding region runs from base 1 to 681 and encodes 226 amino acids. The record is from RefSeq and is a predicted model, not a curated record. The transcript has 4 exons.